AGAUUUAUUGCUGGUUUGCCAAAUGCAAGCUGAAGUCUAAAGCAAAAACCUCAGAAGAACUGAUAUUUCUCAUUAUUCAGUGAUUGCUGAAGACAUGUUAGACCUCAAGGACUCUGUAGUUCUCCUAGGGACGUUCAGCUGUCUAUUGCUAAUUCUCUUAUUCAUAAAACUGAUAUGGAAAAGAAGGCAGAUGCCCCCAGGACCAUUCCCACUUCCUAUCAUAGGCAACUUUCUACAGGUUCAUAAGCAUGGACUGGUGCCCUAUUUAGUGAAGAUGGGUGAAGCGUAUGGACCUGUGUGCACUGUUUAUAUGGGUUCACGACCUACAGUGGUUCUGACUGGAUACCAGGCAGUCAAGGAAGCCCUGGUUGACCUUGGAGAUGACUUCCUUGGACGAGGGCGUCUUCCUGUGUUUGAGCGUGUAUUUAGUAAUGGUGGCUUAGCAAUGGUUAAUGGAACAGCUUGGAAGCAACUAAGACAAUUUAGUUUGAUGACGCUCCGUGAUUUUGGGAUGGGAAAAAAGACUCUGGAGGAACCCAUACAGACCGAAGCUCAGCAUCUGGUAGAGCACUUCAGAAGGUUAAACAAGCAACCAGCAGAUCCAAGUGUCAUCAUGAACUGUGCUUCAUCUAAUAUCCUUGCUUCAAUCCUUAUUGGGAAACGUUAUGAAUACAGUGACAAGAAGUGGAUGAAAAUUCUCAACAACUUGCAUGAUGCAUUUCAUAUAAUCAACUCUACAUGGGGGCAGCUUUAUGACAUGUUGCCCAAUAUCAUGAGAGUCUUGCCUGGACCACAUAACAAAAUAUUUACUCUUAUUCAAGAUCUUGAGGAUGUUGUGAAAGAGAGAAUAAACUACAACCUUGCUACACUUGAACCGAACUGUCCUCGUGAUUAUAUUGAUUGUUACCUUAAUAGAAUGGAACAGGAAAAAGAUCCCAAAACACCAUUUACUAAGAUGAAUCUUGUGGCGACAGUUACUGAUAUGUUAAUGGGGGCUUCCGAAACUACCGGCAUUACACUCAAUUACGGCCUUUUGAUUCUUAUAAAGUACCCAGAAAUUCAAACAAAGCUACAAAAGGAGAUUGAUCAGGCAAUCGGAAACGGUCGGGAACCAGUAGUGGAGGACAGAAAUAAUAUGCCCUAUCUGAAUGCGUUUAUCCAUGAGAUUCAGAGAUAUUCUGAUGCUUUUCCAACUGGCGUAAUGAGAUCUACUACUAGAGAUUUGUUUCACUGUGGAUAUUUUAUUCCUAAGGGAACUGAUGUUAUUACUCUGUUAACCACGGUGUUAAGGGACUCUUCACAGUUUAAAACACCUGGGGAAUUCAACAUCAAACAUUUCUUGGAUGAAAAUGGCAAAUUUAAGAAAAAUAAUGGUUUUCUGGCGUUCAGUGCAGGGAAGAGGGUUUGCAUUGGGAAAGCCUGGUUCGGAUGGAGCUGUUCAUAUUAUUCUCUGCAAUUCUACAGAAAUUCACCUUAAAGGCAACUAUCGACUCAAAAGAUCUUGACAUUAGCCCUGUAGAAUGUGGCUUUGAGACUAUACCCCCUGCCCAUAAAAUCAUCUUUAUACCUCGAGAAUAAAGAGUUCUAUAAAUCUA
Molecule: messenger RNA, 1595 nt
Organism: Bombina bombina (fire-bellied toad)
Lineage: Eukaryota; Metazoa; Chordata; Amphibia; Anura; Bombinatoridae
Product: cytochrome P450 2G1
Exons: 9
Coding region: 95-1477 (460 amino acids)
Biological process (GO): xenobiotic metabolic process
Cellular component (GO): intracellular membrane-bounded organelle; cytoplasm
Molecular function (GO): oxidoreductase activity, acting on paired donors, with incorporation or reduction of molecular oxygen, reduced flavin or flavoprotein as one donor, and incorporation of one atom of oxygen; iron ion binding; heme binding
Source: RefSeq, a predicted model, not a curated record